AUGCCCAUCAUCAUAAAACAAGACCCACUCACAAACCCACGCGUGCUAGCCCUCCUUGCAGAACACACGCGCCAUAUGGCGAGCGUAAUCGCCGACUCUACUGCGUCUGCACGCGUGUUGGGCGUAGAUGGCCUGCGCGAUGCGAGCGUGACGUGCUAUACGGCCUGGUGGGAGGACGACGAUAACGAUGGCAAUAAUGGCAAGGAGAAGGAGGAGGACAAGGACAACAGCGACGGGCGGCGUCUCGUGGGCAUAGCUGCGCUCAAGGAGAUAAACACAAGUACCACACACGCAUGCGAAAUCAAAGCAAUGCGGACGAGCACGGAGUUUCUGCGGCAGGGCGUGGGCGCGACGUUGCUCGGGUAUGUCAUCGAAGAGCCGCGGAGGAGGGGCUAUGCGGAGGUGUAUGCGGAGACGGGGUCGUCGGGGGAGUUUGCGGGUGCGAGGAGGCUGUAUGAGGAGUUUGAGUUUGUGGAAUGUGGACCGUAUGCUGGGGGUGGGGAGGGUGGGUUUAGUGUGUUUAUGGUUUUGAGGGUUGGGUAG
This is a messenger RNA of Pseudovirgaria hyperparasitica, 543 nucleotides long. RefSeq lists its product as uncharacterized. Bases 1 to 543 code for a protein of 180 amino acids. The transcript is spliced from 2 exons. NCBI's taxonomy places the organism in Eukaryota, Fungi, Ascomycota, Dothideomycetes, Acrospermales, Acrospermaceae. The record is from RefSeq and is a predicted model, not a curated record. Gene Ontology annotation, molecular function: acyltransferase activity, transferring groups other than amino-acyl groups.